Messenger RNA from Protopterus annectens (West African lungfish), 1283 nucleotides. RefSeq names its product glutathione S-transferase theta-1-like. Gene Ontology annotation, molecular function: glutathione transferase activity. Gene Ontology annotation, cellular component: cytoplasm. The coding region runs from base 100 to 834 and encodes 244 amino acids. Gene Ontology annotation, biological process: glutathione metabolic process. The transcript is spliced from 5 exons. The record is from RefSeq and is a predicted model, not a curated record. NCBI's taxonomy places the organism in Eukaryota, Metazoa, Chordata, Ceratodontiformes, Protopteridae.
UAUAAAACGAGGUAAACUGGCUAUACUGACACUGUGCCUUUGAAUGCCACUCGCUUUUGCUACUUAAGAAUUCGGUCUGUGUCUGAUUAUUUUGUAACUAUGGGACUGGAAUUGCACCUGGACUUGUUGUCCCCUCCCUGCAGAACAGUUUACAUCUUCGCCAAGAAGAAUGGCAUUCCGUUCGAAUUCAAGGAAGUGGAGCUUAUGAAAGGGGACCAUAUGUCUGAGGAGUUUGGGAAGGUGAACCCUGUAAGGAAAGUUCCAGCUUUGAAAGAUGGAGACUUCACCCUGGCUGAGAGUGUUGCAAUUCUGCUGUACUUGGCCAGAAAGUACAAGGUUCCUGAUCACUGGUAUCCUGCCGACUUGGAAAAACGUGCAAAAGUUGAUGAGUUCAUGUCCUGGCAUAUUACUACACUCCGUCAACAUACAGGAAAAGCUUUCUGGCUAAAGACUAUGGCUGUUGCACUUUUGGGGAAGCCGCUUCCACCGGAGAAGAUAGAAGCAGGAUUGCAAGAGCUCCAUGCAACCCUGAAGCAGCUAGAAGAGUUAUUCCUGCAGGACAAGCCCUUUGUCACGGGGGACAAGAUUUCCUUGGCUGAUCUGCUGUCAAUCUGCGAUAUAAUGCAGUCUUUUGGCGGUGGCCAUGAUGUUUUUGAGGGACGUCCUAAGUUGGCUGCUUGGCAUCAGCGUGUUGAAUCCGAAAUAGGAGUGGAAUUGUUUACAGAGGCAAACAGGGGAAUCCAGAAUGCCAAAAGCUUUUCUGAACAAAAAAUACCUCCUGAAGUUGCAAAACGUUUGAUGGUUAGGCUGCAGCAUCAUCUUGGACAACACUGAAGUCUACAAGAAUGAAAUAUUCCCAUCCUUUCCCAUUUAUCUUCCAACUUGCAAGAUUGGAUUUGUCAAAGUUUCUCUAUUUGUACAGUUUUUACUGGCUGUUUUUUUCAUGUAUAAACCAUACUGCUACAGGCCCUAUAUGUAUUGGACACAGAUGAUGAAUGAGAUGCAUUCUAUGUAUUUCAUUUCUUAGUGGAGAUGGUCAGUAAAUGUACUUGGUGUUCUGUGAUUAUGCUAAAUUCACCAGUUCAUUUUGUAAACAUCCAGGGUAGCUAGAAACCUAUUGGACAAAUGCCUACUAGUGUUAAUUACUAGCUGAAGAAAAGCUACUGCUAUUUGCUGAUGAAAUUUCCAACAGAAUGGAACUCGGACCAUGAAAACCUAGUCUGAUUUUAAUCCUUGUUGUCCAGAUUAGAGUCUGAUUAAAAGUGGCAUAAACUUCACAUGAA